Closterium sp. Naga37s-1 is the source of this 2316-nucleotide messenger RNA. Lineage: Eukaryota; Viridiplantae; Streptophyta; Zygnematophyceae; Desmidiales; Closteriaceae. The record is from the annotation of a GenBank genome assembly.
AUGGCCGCUGCUGAUUGCGCUGCCACCGCCACUGAUACCGCCACUGAUACAGCUGCUCCAGCUGCACCAGCUACAGCCGUCACAGUUACAGCCGCCAUAGAUACAGCCGCCACAUGUGCUUCUGCUGCCCCUUCUGCCGGCAAUUGCGACAGGAGCGCCGCGAUAGAAGCGGGAAGAGGGAACGCGCGGAGAGAUGACGCGGGUAGCGCUCGCGAGGGUGCGUUGUGCGCGCCGCUACAGGUGCGCGCGGCUACACUACAGGUGCGCGCUGCUACAGGUGGCGCGCUGCUACAGGUGCGCGCUGCUACAGUGACCAACGCCACCCUCCCCACCACCAUCCCUCCUUCCUUCCCCAGCAGCCAUCCACCAAAGCCCACACCCCCUUCGUCCCCCAUGCCCCACAACCCAGACCACUCUCCUACCAAACCCCAGGUCCAGCUCUUCUCCUCUUUCUCUCCUUUCUUCUUCGCCGUUCUCUCUCCCUCUCUACUCCUCGAUUCCACCCUCCACCACCCCUCCGUCUCUCCCAGGAAUACGGGGUGGCUGCCCAUGCCCACGCUGCCCAUCACAGAGAAGCUGGCCUUCCCGGCUCGCCUGGCCAUGCCUGCCUGCCUGCCCACGCUGACCAUCACAGAGAAGCUGCCCUUCCUGGUAAAUCUUCAGUCGACUCUAAAUCCACCCCUUCCCCCUUUCUUCUUUGCCGCUCUCUCCCUCCACCACUCCUCCAUCCUUUUCUCCCUCUCCCCCAGGGACACGGGGUGGCUGCCCCCGUUAACCACAGCAGAGAAGGUGGCGUUCCCUCUGGUGGCGGUGACGCUGCUGCUGCUCUCACUCACCCUCUCCUGCAUCAUGGCCUCGGCUCUAGGGCUCGACAUCUCCGCACUCCAGGCGGCAGUGGAGGGGGUGGAUGCGGGGGUGAGGCGGCAGGCGCAGCGGGUGCUGUCUCUGCGGCGCCACGGCACGCUGCUGCUCACCACUCUGCUGCUCGCCUCCACCACACUCAACGUCGCCUUCACCAUCUUCUCCACUGGUGCGUGCUUUUUCUCCUCUUCCUCUGCUCUUCAUCUGCUCUUCCUCUGCUCUUCCUCUGCUCUUCCUCUGCUCUUCCUCUGCUCUUCCUCUGCUCUUCCUCUGCUCUUCAUCUGCUCUUCCUCUGCUCUUCCUCUGCUCUUCAUCUGCUCUUCAUCUGCUCUUCCUCUGCUCUUCCUCUGCUCUUCAUCUGCUCUUCCUCUGCUCUUCCUCUGCUCUUCCUCUCCUCUUCCUCUGAUCUUCCUCUGCUCUUCAUCUGCUCUUCAUCUGCUCUUCCUCUGCUCUUCCUCUGCUCUUCCUCUGCUCUUCAUCUGCUCUUCCUCUGCUCUUCCUCUCCUCUUCCUCUGCUCUUCCUCUGCUCUUCAUCUGCUCUUCAUCUGCUCUUCCUCUGCUCUUCCUCUGCUCUUCCUCUGCUCUUCAUCUGCUCUUCCUCUGCUCUUCCUCUGCUCUUCAUCUGCUCUUCCUCUGCUCUUCCUCUGCUCUUCAUCUGCUCUUCAUCUGCUCUUCCUCUGCUCUUCCUCUGCUCUUCCUCUGCUCUUCAUCUGCUCUUCCUCUGCUCUUCCUCUGCUCUUUCUCUGCUCUUCAUCUGCUCUUCCUCUGCUCUUCCUCUGCUCUUCCUCUGCUCUUCAUCUGCUCUUCCUCUGCUCUUCCUCUGCUCUUCAUCUGUUCUUCAUCUGUUCUUCCUCUGCUCUUCCUCUGCUCUUCCUCUGCUCUUCCUCUGCUCUUCCUCUGCUCUUCCUCUGCUCUUCAUCUGCUCUCCAUCUGCAUUUUUUCUGCUUCCCCUCUCUCCGCCUCUCCCUCCCUUCUCCCCCACCCCACCACAGCCAUUCUAGGAAUGCUGUUCGGAUUCCUCUUCUCCUUCCUCGCGCUCCUACUCCUCGUGGAGCUCUUGCCCCCCUCUCUCUGCGCCCCACGCCCCCUCCACGGGAGGCUGCAGCGCAGGGGGGGGGGAGAGGGAGGAGGGGAAGGGCGGGGAAGUUGCGGAGGAAGGGAGGGGAGAUGGGGGAGGAGGAUGGGGAGGAUGAGAGGGUGAUGGAAGGGCUUCUGUGCAGUGGUCCUAUGUGCACCAACCGAUUCUGCAUGAAGCACACAGGGGAAGAUAUCCGCAACGACGGAGACGGGGGGUUCCUGGCCCACCACCCCCGCUUCUCCUCACGCACUGCUGCUGUGGGGGCAGCAGCAGCAGCAGCAAAGCAGUGGGGCAAAAGGGGGAGUGAUGGGAGGGGAGUUAGGAGGGGAGAAGGGAGCGGAGAGAGGGGACAGGCGCUACCGCCUAUUGGGAGGUGA